Molecule: messenger RNA, 18692 nt
Organism: Aedes albopictus (Asian tiger mosquito)
Lineage: Eukaryota; Metazoa; Arthropoda; Insecta; Diptera; Culicidae
Gene: PAN3
Product: PAN2-PAN3 deadenylation complex subunit PAN3
Exons: 17
Coding region: 1516-3807 (763 amino acids)
Biological process (GO): nuclear-transcribed mRNA poly(A) tail shortening; mRNA processing
Cellular component (GO): P-body; PAN complex
Molecular function (GO): poly(A) binding
Source: RefSeq, a predicted model, not a curated record
AGCACCAGGGGCAGGAACGAGACAGACUCACAAAAUAAUAACUUUGCGUUUUUUGAUUGCGCUUCUAUACGUACUGCUAUUUGACAAGAUGGUGCUGUGCUGUGCUGCUGUAUGUUGUUACACCUUCUUUGCUUCGUCCACCCCGCUUGCCCCGUCCGUUUCAGCGCCGCUUGGCCCAUCAUCUUCGGACGGUCGGUAUGACUGCGAGGGGUUCGCUUUGGAUGGUACGCGAUGUCGUCGUAGUCGUGUUGUUGAGCUAGAGAGUAUAGUUGCGGGUUGAUUUUUGUUCGUCUCUCGGGAAAAGGUAAAUCCAACUUGGAAAACGUCCCCGUCGUCGGGUUCCCCCCUCAAUUCGGUGGGAAGUGUCCGCAAUCCGGGUUGUUCCGGAACGGUUCUGAGUGCCGUGGGGUGCGAAAUUUAUGUCGGAAGCUUGAAUGGUUUUAAUAUGGUGGAUUUUGCGUAGCAUUUCGGAAAGCAGCUAAAGGGAAAGGUGAUCGCGUGUGCGGCAGAAAACGUAACUGAAAACGCGACUGAAGACUUGCGCGUGUGUGCGACGACGGACAACGAAAGGAAGAACAAACCAGGAAGCCCAAAAGAAGAGGAGACAAAACAACGAUCAUAUGAUUUCGUUCGUUUCGCGCUGUUGCUGUUCCGUCGAUUGCGAAUGUUGAUGAUGAUGAUGAUAGUGUGAUAGUGAUGAUGAUGAUGUUGUUGUUGAUCACAUGGCGGCAAUCAUGAUGAUGGUGCCAACGACAACACGAUGACGAUCGUAUGAGAUAGUGUGGUUGAGCGAUCCCCAAGCAAUGGUUCCAACAGCUUCAACGGCCAUGCUACCAAUGGUGAUGAAAGUGCUGCAGAUCGCUACUAAGAAGAAGAAGCAACUGGUGAAAACGGUGGUGGACUGAAAAGUGAGUCAUCUAAGAAGAAACUGGCGAACCGCGAAGAAACCGCGCGUCUUGUUGGGAUUAAGAGUCAAAAUACACAACGCCGCGAUAUCGAUUUGGCCAAAUCUGGCUCAGCUGUGCUCGUUCGUUCGUUCGCGUGUGGUUGAAGGAAGAAAAGUUGAAAGGCGAGUGAUCGUUUGCGCCUAGCUAGGUGAUCGCGCUGCUGCUAGAAAGCCAAUACACAACAGUCGAUCGUGACCAGACGGACCGUGGGGGGUGAGUUGAGUGCGCGCGCGCUUGUGUAAGAAGAGUGAGAGAGAAAGAGGGUGGCUGUUCGCGCGCGGUUGGCCAAACUGGCGACGAAAGCAGCCGGCUCGAACCAGAGCUAUUGCAGCAGGUGGCGGAGGUGCUGGUGGUGGCAGGGAAGAAGCGGUGCAACUAUCGCCAUAAAGCGUCGAUCUGGAACAGCAGCUACAGUACCGCCUAAGGCCGCCAGGGAAAGAGACACUGGCAAGGGUAUUGCUUAUUGCCACCUGGUACUGCCCGGCAGCUCGUCUCGUCGCCGGCUCAGGAUUGAUCCCGUAACGUGUGUGUGCACACGAAGAAAGAAAGAAAUUCAGGCCACCGGGCUAUGGAUCCAAUAUUCUUCUCUCCGCCCAAUGGAGUCCCGUCAGAAAGCAAAUUGGCAACCUAUAUGAGUCGACAGAACGUUUCGACACCAACGUAUGGGUUGUCCACGGGCCUCAGCAAAUUAACACUAGACUCCCCCAUAUCGAUUAAGAAAACUCAGGUGACCCCCCAGUCGCCAGAAUUCAUUCCAAACAAUCGUCUCAACACAUCAUCAUCACCAAACUUCUACUCGUCGUACUCGAUACUAGCUGGCAGCAACGGUAGUGGCCCAGUCGUCGGAAGCACCGGCGUCGGCGUCGGUGGUGGCAACGGAAACAGUGUGAUAACGUCCAACAAUGGCACAACGGUGGUGGUGGCGACAGCGGCGCCAGCAUUGCCUGGCAGCACCGGAGCAGGAACGGUCGUCCCCGGUCCCGUUCCAGUCCCGACCGCGGCAGCACAGCUUUCAUCGGUGGCGACGGCGAUUAUCCCCAAUGGCACCGGUGGAUUAGCGGGCGGGGGCGGCGGCGGAGGAGGAGGUACUGCAGGUGGUGGAGGGGGAGCCGGAGCUAACGGAACCGGCAACGGCUCCGGCGUUAAAUCCCAGGCCAGCAGCUACGGGAGCAGUAUCCUUGGUAGCUCGCUUAGCAAUAGCUCAACGUAUGCUGUGACGCCCAUCAAGGGGCGAAGUUUACUCCGUAACGAAUCACCACAAAGUACUAAUACAUCUCCUCGAAUUACGCCUCAACCAUCACCACCGCCAAUUACCACCAACAUCCAUCAAGAGAAUGUCGGCGGCACGACGUAUUUCUAUCCGACCGCAGCGAACCAUCAAUUAACACCGAGUAGUACAGUUAACACGACUGAAAAUACCUUUGUCCACGUAGCAAGCUCACAAAUUAAUUUAAGUUACUCGCAUCCAGGACAUGUCUACCCGGGACCUGCAUCGCACGUUGUCAACAUGCAAGCGAAGGCACAACUGUCGAUGGCGUACUUCCUGCAGGACGAACUGAGAAACGAUAUUUUAUCUAGGAACGAAAUAGUCAAUAGUAUUGAAACCGAGUGUCAAGAUUUACCUCUAGAAGUGGAGAACUAUCAUUCUUUGUGUCAGUUAGAGUCUUUACCAGUCCAUCCCAAGCUACCGGUACAGUCGUCCACAUACAAAGCAACACACAAUCUAACGGGCGUGAAAUACUGCCUUAGACGUCUUCAUGGUUUCCGUCUUCAGUCGACCAAGUGCAUGCAGAUUGUCGACAUGUGGAAAAAGCUCCAGCACACAAACGUAGUACAACUUCGAGAAGUAUUUACUACGAAAACCUUUGGUGAUAAUUCCUUGGUGAUAGUGUACGACUAUCAUCCCGGAUCGCAGACGUUACUCUCGAAAUACUUCAUCCCGAGCGCAGAAUCGACGAACGGCUACUCCGAUCCAUUCUCCGGCGAAGUGCGACCCUUCAGCCACAAAAGCACCCUUCAUCGGGCGGCUACCAGUACGCUCCUAGCGGAGAACGAAAUCUGGUCGGUGAUAAUUCAGCUGUCCGCCGGGCUCCGGGCAAUCCACCAGGCUGGUCUGGCCUGCCGAACACUGGACCCCACGAAAAUCAUCAUCACUGGCAAGCGGAUACGAUUCAGCUGCGUGGCGAUAUCCGACCUCGCUACGUACGAUCCCAGCCAAACGAACCCGCUGACCGUGGUCAAUCAUCAUCAACAGGAUGAUCUAACGGCCCUAGGAAAACUGAUCUUGGCUCUCGCCUGCCGAAGUUUACAGUCCGUACAGCGAGACCAGAUCCAGAACAGUAUUGAGCUGAUAUCGCGGCACUACUCGUCCGAUUUGAGGAACAUUAUUUUAUACUUACUCUCAUCGAGCAACCGGCGCUCGGUGACGGAGAUCAUGCCGAUGAUCGGUGCCCGCUUCUACGUGCAGCUCGACGCACUGCAAUCCCAAUGUGAUAUCCAGGAGGACGAACUGGCCCGGGAGAUGGAAAACGGUCGGCUCUAUCGACUGCUGGUCAAGCUGGGCACCGUCAACGAACGACCCGAACUUAACCUGGACGUCACGUGGUCCGAAACGGGCGAUCGGUACAUGCUGAAACUGUUCCGAGAUUACCUCUUCCACACCGUCACGGAGGACGGCCGUCCCUGGCUGAACCAGUCCCACAUCGUGCAGUGUCUCAACAAGCUGGACGCAGGGACCGUUGAAAAGGUUCAGCUGAUGUCCCGUGACGAACAAUCAGUAUUAGUGGUGACUUACGCUGAACUGAAGCACUGCUUAGAGCAAGCAUUUUCCGAACUGGUAGCGGCAGCCACAGCCGUGUAAUGAGAGGGGGACAGUUCGCGUCAAAUCCCCCAAAAGGAAGAAAAACGAAACAAAACAAAAGAAAACUUACCUUGAGGCUCGAGAGAUGUGUAAUAUUUUUUUGUCUGUGUGUAGGAGAGAAAAUACGAGAUGAUUACGAUGACGAUGAUGAUGAUGUUACAACCGACAACCAGAACAAACAGCAGCAACACAACACAACAGGUUUAAAAGUGGGAGAGAGAAAGUGAAAGAAUGCAGUUUCUACUACAACUACAACCCUAGAGGUAUGUUCGUGAUCUUAUUUUUAUACACAUACACCCAUGAAGAAACCAAGAAUCGUGGAAACAAACCGGAAAAGGUUAAGAAGAAUCCAGAAGCUGUUAGAACCACACACAUUGUAGAAAACCAAGGAAGAUAUAGUGACAGACAGAAGAAUCAGCAGACGGAGAGAUCAACAAUUGUACUAAAGUGAGAACUCGCAUCAUCAUUGUGUGGUAAUCCAAUAUUUACAAAACAAAAAAUCCACAUGAAAACAUAGAAGAGAAGCAUAAAGUGAAACAUACAUACAGACACACACACAUGCACUUACUCAUAACGCGAACUGUAGUUACAUUUCGGAUAGCAGAAGAAUGAGAGCGAUGAUGCGCGGGAAGAGAAUGCGCGAAACUGAAGGGUAAGAGAGGCAGAAUGAGAGCGAAGCGCUUGAAGAGAGUCGGAAUCGUCAGCAAGAGAAAACUAGCUGUGAGUGUGUGGGUGAAGUGUAGUGAAGGAAGGAUUGUUUCGCUUGGGAUCAUCAGGUUCAAGUUUAAAAGUGAAUUUUGUGAAGAUUGUAUCGUGUUAGUUUACGCUUUAUUUGGAAUUGUGAUGUCCUAGGAAAAGAAAAUUGUGCAAAUUGAAAAGUUUAGAAUCAAUAAAAGAAUUGGCAGCUGGAAAGAAGGGUGUGAAGUUGAGUUAUAGGUUAUAGAACACCACAAGCUUAUUUUCCCUAAUACUCGUAGCAAAAUUUCCCAAAAGGAAUUGCUUAGUUUCGUUCCAUUUCACUCUCAGUUAUGUUAUUUGUUUUGUAAAUUGGUCACAAGUCUAAAUCAAUUUUUCAUCGUGGAAAAUCAAAAUUUAUUCGGAGUACUUAAAGAGUGUGUCAGAUCAGCCAAACUAGCCUGAAGCUCAAAACUUCAGGCCUACAUUUUUAACGGUUGUCUUUUCCGCUACACUGGGUAAUAUUAGUUGGUCAAUCAUGAUUACUGAACCUUCUUCAAGAUUAAUCGACACUUUUUAAUAUUGUCAGGACUUUAUAGGUUAUCCAAACUGUUUUGGAGUGAAGGUUUUGUUUACGAAUAGCCGUAACAGUAGUUGUUCGGGUACCAACAACAAUUCAUGAUCUUCUCAGAAUCAACACAACCGCUUUAUUACCUGAGGUGUACGAUUAAAUGAUUUUGAGGAGCAAUCUUUAGAAAAUUAUUCAGCAUUUUUUUUAAAUAUAUUCUGGAGUUUUAGAGGGCUUUCUCCGGAAAUUUUUUUGGCAAUAUUUUUGGGGAUAAUUUUGAUUAUUAUUCCGAAAAUUGCUGUGAUAACUUUGGAAAUUCCUGCGAAAAAAAAUGUAAAUUUCUUCUGCAAUGCCUUUGAAAUUUUUUAGCUAAUCCUUUUGGGAGUUCAUUCGGAAAUAUAUUUAUAUUUUUUUACGGGGAUUCAUUUGGGAUUUGUUUUUGGAAAUAUAUUCGACAAUUCCUCGACGAUUCCUUUGACAAAUAUUUUUUUGAGAAUUUCCUUAGUAGUUCAGGAAGUUUUAUAAAAAUUUUCUACAACAAUUCCACUGAAACUUCUUCGACAAUUUCUUCAGGAAUUCUAUCAGCAAUUUAUUUGGGAAUUCCUCACGUAAUCCUUUUGGAAAUUACUCCAGUAGUUGAUUAAUAUUCAUUUUGGUAAAUCCGUCAUUUUAUUUGAAUUUUCUUCUAAAAUUUUAUUAGAAACAUAUUUUUAUUAGAACUACUCUGGAAAUUCCUUCAUUCGUUUGGAAAUUACUUUAUCUGUUGGUAUUUUUCAGAGAAUGCUUUGAAAAAUUUUAGUAACUAUCACCGGGAGUUGCUGGAAGAAUUUUCGAAGCAAUUACAGAAGGAGUUUCAAACGGUUGUGCGAUGACCAAAAACAAACUGCUUAAAUAAUUUGAAACUCUUGCUUUGCCAAUUGCUUUGAAACUUUAUUCUGCAAUGCCAUUGAAAUGUGUUAGUUAUUUUUUUAAGAAAUAUCUACAGAUAUAAAUCCAAAUUUUCUUAUUCGGCACUUCAUUUGGGAUUCGCUUUCGGUUGCUCGACAAUUUCUUUUGGCAUUUUUUUUUUCGAGAGUUUCUUCCGUAUUUUUAUUGGAAUUCGUUCAUCAAUUCCUUUGGGUAUUUCAUUGAAAAUUUCAACACUGAAACUUCUUCGGCGAUUUCUUUAGGAUUUUUUCAGCAUUUUUUUUUUGAGAAUUUCUUCCGAAAUCCCGUUGGAAAUUCUUUCGGAAGCUUCAUUAUUAAUAUUCACAAUUUGUAUACAAUUCCUGUAAUAACUCGUAAGGAAAUUUCUCAGAAACCGUUCCACAAUAUCUUCGGCAUAUCCAUUGGCAGUUUCUUCAAUCAUUUCUGUUGAAAUUUCUCAGACUACUAUUUGGGAAAUUUUAGAAAUUUUUAACUGGUAUUACUUAAGUAAUUUACAAAGGAAUUUGAGAUGGACGUGAAAUCAAUAGAAUUGCCGAAAAAAUUGAAAAUGGAAAAUAAAUUUCCAACGAAAUUAUCAGAAGAAUAGUAAAAAAAUCAAAACAAAUCUUCGAAUUUCUCAAACUAAGCCUAAGAAUUUACCAAAGGGAUUUCCAACAGGUCUAUCGUAAAAACUUCUAAAAAAUUUACCAAGGAAUUCUUGAAAGAAAAGGAAAUUACGAAAGUAUUUCAUUAGGAGUUUAUUCGGUAAUUUUAUUUUUAUUAUUUUUCUUUUGGCAUGUUUUUUCGAGAAUUUCUUCAGUAGUUUCAUCGGAUUUUUUUCAUUGGAAAUUUCAACAAAAAUUUCUCUGAAAUUUCUUUGGAAAUUUCUUGAUGAAUUCUUUCAGCAGUUCUCUGGAAUCACUCCCCCAAUCUCCUUGGAAAUCUUGUUCAAUACUCUUCGAAAAUUUUGUGGUAAAUAUUUUUUUUUGGCAAUACCACUCUGGAAAUACCUUCGAGCUUUUGUUUAGAAAGUUUUAAGGGCAAUUGUUUUUUAGAAUGUCUCCCACAACGGAUCAUUGGAGCCUCCGUAUAUGAGCUGUUGUGACAGCAAUCUAGUGAUGUCAAACACACAUUGCUAUUCUGGUGCUAACUGUUCAUUUGAUAGCGGCUGCUUUAGUUAUUUUAUUAAUUCAUUUCUUCAGCAUAUUUUUCGGAAAAUGCUUCAACAAUUUUUCUUGAAUUUUCUCAGACACCUCUUCAGGAAAUUUUAGAAAUUCCCAAAAUGGUGUAUGAUUUUAAAAAGGAAAAUUCCUUCUUUGUACAAGGAAUUACAUGAAUUUCUAAGGGAUAUGCAAUUAAAGUAAUGGCUAAAAUAGUUAUAAAUUUUCAAAAGAAUUCUCUGAGGAUUUAAAAAAAAAAUAAACUAACUUAAGAGUUCACAAAACGCCACCGAAGGAUGUUUCAGAGCAAUAGCCUAAAAAUUUUUCAAAGUGAUUUUCAACCGAGCUGCCGUAUAAAUUUCCAAAGAAAUUCCCAAAAGAAUUUCUUAAAAAAAUCAAAGGAAUGCUCAGAAAAAUAGUCAAAAAAUUAAAAAAAAAACUGUCUGAAAUAUUCACAAAAAAAAAAUCGCCGAAGGGUGACCCAGACAACCAGUAAUCGUAUUAGAUGUUGCAUAAGAUGAUAAAGUGGAGGCCAUAUGCGUCCUUGCCUCCAUUUAGGCGCAUGUAAAAGGCACGCAUAUCGCCUCCACUUUAACAUCUUAUUCAACAUCUUAUACGAUCACUGGUUGACUGGGAAUUGCACAGGAAUUUUCCAAAGGGAUUUCCAAUAAAGCCACUGCGUAAAUUUCUGAUGAAAUUGUCUAAGGAAUUCCUUAAAGAAUUGCCAAAGGAAUCCGUAAAGAAAUUGCGAAAGUAUUUUCAAAGGAAUUGAUUAAAUCAAUGUACAAAAAAUACCGAAAAAUAUUCUCAGGGAGUUGCCAGAGAAAGUUUCGUAGAAGUUUCCGAAUUCUCAAUGACUAUGCCUGAAGAAUUUUGAUAGGAAAAUAUCGAAGAAGUUCUCAAAAAUAGCCUCAAAUAAAUAAAUUUCUUAAUUUAGAAAAAUUGUCAAAAAAUAGCCAAAGAAAUCUCCAAAGAAAUUUCCGACUGAAUUUCCAAAGGAAUUGCCGAAAAAGUUUCCAAAAGGAUUGCCCGAGAAAUGUUCAAAGAAAUCAUUGAUGAAUCCUAAUUAUCUGGGCAAGUUUCAAACAAACCUUAAAAAAACAUUACCAAAGAAAUUGCCACAGGAAUACCUAAUAAUUAAUUACUGAAGAAUUCAUGAAAAAACUAUCUUGAGAUUUCUCAUAAAAAAUUGCUGAAGGUAUGAUCAUAGGAGUUGCUGAAAGAUUCUUUAACAAAAUGAUGAAGGAAUUUCGAAUGGCAUUAGAAUACAAAUUUCCAUAGGAAAUAUUGUGGAAAUCUCCGAGAGGCCGAAGUAGUUUGUAAAGGAGAAUUUCCCAGAGUCAUUGACGUAAUAAUUUCAUAAAUAAGACAUAUCCAAAAGAUUUCCUGGUCAAAUUGCUGAAAAAUAAAUUAAAAUAAAUUUUAAAGAAUUUUUGAAGGAUUUUACAAUACAAUGUCUACUGAAAUGGGCAAGUAAUCUUUCACAGAAAUUUUCAAACAUAAUAUCGAAGAAAUUCCAUAGAAAUUGCUGACUUGGCGAAGAAGUUUCCGAAGAAAUUCCCAAAGUCAUUGUUGCCUAAGCAUAUUUUCAAAGGUAUUGAAUCAACAAUUUCCUAAUUCUGAAUGGCAUUUGUAAAUAAAUUCUCAAAACAGAAAACAAAAAAAAAUCCUGAAAUUAUUCUCUGACAAAAUUUAAAAGGAAUUGCCAAAGAUGUUUGUGAAGAUAUUUUAAAGAAAUUCGAAGAGUCGUUUGCGAAUGAAUUUCCAAUGGCAUUGCUAAAUGAAUUUCCAAAUAAAUUGCCGUAUGAAUGCAAGAAAUACUGAAUUCAUGCCAAAGCUGAAGCAAUUUAAAAAACCCUAAUUAAUCCACCUAGCGGUGAUGGUGCCUUUCUCGUGCUUUAAAAUAUCCUUUCAACAAAACUCAAGCGACAUGUUGACGACAUUGACAUAAAUACAAAAUGAAAACUGCUUGCUAAAUCUACUCAAUAUGGAUACAUUUUAUAUUAGCAUAACAUCCAAUAUUCAGAAAUUAUAAAACAAAAUUCAAACCAUAUAAGUGUCAUGAAGCCGCAAAAUUUUGAAACGUCAUUUCAGAUUUUCCGGUCAUCAUUUUAUGACUCCGGAUAUCUACCCCAACUAAACUAACCGCCAUCUUGAACAUUGAGACACCAUCUUGGAUGUCCUGGUAUUCAUUUUUGGACCUAAAAUUACAUAAAAUAGUCGCCGUAUUGAAUUUUGGCAUGUCGUUUAUGAUUUUUUGGUUACCAGUUUUGGACGAAGACCGGCAUUCUUCCAUAUUCAAACUAUAGUCAUAUUGCAGACCUUGUGAAACAGCGGACAGCUUGGGUUUUCUGAUUCUGAUAACAUUUAUCAGGCCAUUAAACAAAGCCACGAUUUAGUUUUUCACAUGAACGUUGGUUCUGCUACACAAAAGCUAGUCUCUAAUGUGAUCUAAGGCUAUUUUCUUGCUAACCGUUCAUUAGAUUAUCAAAAAAUCUGCGAUCUGAUGUGUCGUAUAUAUGGGUUUGGUUCAUUUUUAUAUUUGGUAAUUUCCGGUGGGAUAGCCGAAUCUGAUUCCAUGAGUCAUGGACCAUGACACUACCGGUUGUCCAAAUUAUGGUCUGAGAUUAUUUUAUUGCUUAUUUUUCACCUUUACCUGAUCACCGCGAUUUUAUUUAUAGCGCAUGUAUGAGUUUGAUUCACUUUUACUUUUAACCACUUCGAAGCCACAGCUGAACCCGCAACACUACCGGGUCUGAUCACAGUCAUUUGAACCUUUUCGUCGAUAUUCGGCCUCCUUUGUCUCCGGUAUUCGCAACACAAUCAAUCAAACUACUGUUCGAAACAAAAAUGUCAAACGAAUGCACUUCACCACGAUACCGGCUUCGGAAGACGUUUCGACAUUUGUUAUUCCUGUCUUCUUCCAUAACAAGAGCUAUGUUGCCCAUCUGUGUGUCGUAUUCAAUGCAACAUGCAAGAAUAAACUCAUAUUAACAUUCAUAAUCGGAAUUGGCUGAGAAUCUAUGCGUAAUGCUAGAAUUACACACGAGUCAUCGUGUCAGAUGACAUUGAUUUGACUCUUUCUUAUGUUUAUUGAUCUUCGUUCUACUGCUCGUGUUGUGUGUAGGUAAGAGGUAACGGUAGCGCACGAAUGUAACAAAGCAAGCUGACACCCGACUGCGGCAACGAAAUGAAGCUGGUGAAAAGUGUCGAAUGUUUACAAGACUGGUCGUGAUUUGAUUCACCGCAUCCAUGGGUUUGGUUAAAUUUUACAUUUUACAACCCGGAUCUGAUUCUGGGUAACUACCGGCUGAACCAAAUAUGGUCUGACAUUAUUGUAUUGUUAACUGCUCAUCGGUUAACCAAAAACGCUGCAAAUUGAAGGUGUCACAUGCAGAGUUUGACAAUUUCGACGGGACUCUCGGAACCCAUUCCGGAACACUACCAGUUGUCUUUAGUGUGACCUAAGGCUAUUUUCUAGCUAACUGUUCUUCAUGUUAUCGCAAAAGCCACGAUUUGAUGUGUCAGAUGCCUGGAUUUGGUUUACUUUUACAUUUGGCCUCUCCCGGCCACUCAAAACCGAUUCCGAAACAUUUGCUGGCCGUUCAUUAGAUAAUCUAAAAACCCGCUAUUUGAUGUGACGCAUGUACGGGUUUGGUUCUCUUUUCAGAUUUGACCACUUCGGCGGGAACCCCGGAACCGGUUCCGGAACACUACUGGUUCAAAAAUGGUCUGAGAUGAUUCGCCUUGACGGAACUCUUUGAGAGAAUUGCGCUGUGCGUGAAAACAAUUUUUUUUAACAUGGGAAAGGAUAGGAGCUGCAUUUUCAAAUGCUUCUAAAAUAUUUUAGGGACUUCAGAUUGAAGAAAGAGUUAAUGUUUUGCAAUAUACUUUCAAUUAGCUACACUAUAACUGGUUUUAGACAAACAGUUUUUAAAUCACAAUGUUAUGUCUAUAAUAUAGCGUAUCAAAAUCUCAUUCGAUAACAUUAAGAACGUUUUGCUUAAAAAAAAUUCUAUAAAGAAUUAGAAGCAUUUGAAAAUGCAGCUCCUAUCCUUUCCUAUGUUAAAAAAAUUUGUUUUCACGCACAGCGCAAUUCUCUCAGAGAGCCUCCGUCAAGGCGAAUUUUCCUGCUCAUUGUCCAUCAGGUCAUCGAAAAUGCCGUGGUUUGAUGUGUCGCAUGUAUGGGUUUGGUUCAAUUGUAUAUUUGGCCACUUCCAGCGGGACGCCCAGAACCGGUUCGGGAAUACUACCGGUUCAGAUAUGGUCUGUGACUAUUUUCCUGCUUACCGCUCAUCAGGUUAUUGAAAAUGCCGUGGUUUGAUGUGUCACAUGCAUAGGUUUGAUGCAUUUUCAUAUCUGGUCCCUUCCUGAGGUACCGUUCCGGACCACCUAAAUGGCCAUAUCUCCGGAACGGCUGGACCGAUUCGAACCAUUUUCAAUAGGAAACAAUGGGAUCAGAUUCCGCGUCGAAUGAACCGUCGGUCAUUGAAAUCGGAUGAGGUUUACUGCCAAAAAGUGAUGUGAGUUUUUUUGUACACACACAUACACACAUACAUACACACACACAUACAUACACACAGACAUCACCUCAAUUCGUCGAGCUGAGUUGAUUGGUAUAUGUGACUCGACCCUGCGGGCCUUCUAUCGAAAAGUCAUUUUUGGAGUGAACAUAUAGCCUUUCCAGUACACUUAGUGUACGAGAAAGGCAAAAAGAUCAAAAAUUUUAAAGUUUAAUUUCCUGAAAAAUUUUUUGAAGAAUUUUUCUUUCAAAUUUUUAAAGAAAUUAGCACAUAAUUUCCUUCAGAAAUUAUUUAACCCUAGUAGGAUGUUGGAGCCAAUAUGACCCAUACAGGCACGCUGAACGUGCACUACACCAUCGUUGUGAGAAUAACCUUAAAGUUUAGGAGGGUUAAGCAUUUUCAAAGGAAUUGCCAAAUAAUUUUCAAAGUAAUUACCGAUAGAAUUUUUAGAAGAUUUUCCGAAAACUGCUCACAGACAUUUUUCAAAUGUAAUGUCAGAGAAAUUUCAAAAACAUUCCUGAAAGAGAUCCAAAGGGCUUGCCGAAGCAAAGGUGAAAGAAAGAAAUAUUCAACAAUAUUUUUAAAGGCAUGCGACUUAUGCUUCCGAAUGGUAUGAGAAGAUUAAUCUAUAUAUAUAAAAAUGAGUUUGAAGUUCCUUUGAGGCAACAAAACUCAAGAACGGGUGGACCGAUCGGCAUGACUGUUGCAUGGUUCGAUUCGUAUUCGUGGUGGCUGUGUUUAUAUGUACAAAAAGUUACGAAAAUCCACUGGAAUAGUAAAAAAAAUAAUAAAGUACGGAUUUCUCAUGAGCCGGGAAGAAAUUCAGCGUGAUCAAAAUUAAAUCAAUCUAGAGUGCGUUGCUGCGAUGACCUCAACAGUUGUCAAACCACCACAGCUUGGCAAGACAAAGUUUGCCGGGACAGCUAGUUCCCAAUAGAAUCAAUAAAGAAAUUCCUAAAAAAAAUCUGAAGAAAUUCUAAAGAAAUUGCCGAACAAUUUUCUAAAUAAAUUGGCAGAGAAAUUUCCAGUGUCGUUGACGAAUGAAAUUCCAGUGGGAUUACAGAUCGCUAUAGAAAUUACAGAGAAAAUGUUCAAAAGAAUUCCAUAAAAUGCCAAAUGAGUUCAUUACAAGCUGAAGCAGUUUUCAAAAAAAAAAGUCAAUAGAAUUUUCCGAUGAAAUUUCUUAAGUAAUUGGCAAGUAGUCUUCUACAGAAAUUAUUUAAGCAGUUUUCAAAGAAAUUGCCGCAGAAAUUCCAAGAAAAUAGAUUUUUUUUGGAAAAUCAGCCGAUAACUUUUUAAAGUUAUUUCCAAGAAUUAAAUCGGAGAAAUUUAUGUAAGAGAUCCAAAGGACUUGUCGAAGUUUUAGAUGAUUUUUUUUUCUUAAUUAAUGCUGCUUAUGUUUUUGAAGAAUUUUACGAAUCACAUUUGCAUAGACAUUCCCAAAGAAACACCCGAAGAAGUUCCUGAGAAAAAUCUUAAAUUUCUAAAAAAAUUUGCAAUAUUAAUCCCAGAAUUGUUUCCAACGGCAUUGCCCAUGGAAUUGCUAAAGAAUUUCGGGAAAAAUUGCGGAAAGAAUUUCAUAAAAUACCAAUUAUCUCAUUCCAAGCUGCUCCAAUUCCCAGUGGAAUAGCAAAGGGGCCGUUCAUAAACCACGUUGACUUUUUGGGGGGGGAGGGGGGUCUCGCCAAAGUCUACGCUCCAUACAAUUUUUUUUUGUAUGGACAAAAGUCUACAAGGGGGAAGGGGGGGUUGGUCUGAGAUGGCCAAAAUUUGGUCUACGAACAGCCCCAAAGGAAUUCAAGAAUAAAUUCAAAAAAAAAUAAAGGAAUUUCAAGAAAAUUGCCGAUGAAAUUUCUAAAUAAAUUGCACAAAAUCCCGGAUUAGUUGAUGAAUGAGUUUCCAAUGACACUACCAAAGUUAUUCCCAGUGAAAAUGUUACAGAAAUUCAAGAGAAUAUUGUAGAAAAUUUUUUGAAGAAAUAAAAACAAAUGAGUUCUUUUCCAACUAAAUAUAUUUCCAAAUAAAAUUUGAUUGAAUUGAAUAAAUCCCCGAGGGAUUAUCCGAUGAAAUUUCCAAAGAAAUUUGCAAGUUAUCAUCUACAGAGAUUGUUCAGGCAGAUUCCAAAAGAAAUGCAGCAAGCUCCAAAGCAAUUACCGAUAGAUUUAUCAAAAGAAUUGCCAAAAAAUAUUCGCAUAAAUUGGAACAUGUAAGAAAUUUCAUAAAAAUUGCUGAAAAGGAUCCAAAGAAAUUGCCGAAAAAAAAUACAACAAAAUUUGCCGCUCAAAUUUUCAAAGGCCAUAAUGAGGAUUUUUCCGAAUGGCAUUGUAAAAGAAAUCCCAAAUGAAACCAACGAAAAAAAUCUUGAAAAAAAUCUUAAAAAAUUUCAGAAGAAUUGCCAAAGAAAUUUCUAAACAACAUUUUCGAGGAAAUUUCCGGAAGCGUUGGCGAACGAAUUUCCAUUGGCAUUACUAAAAAGGAAUUUCCAGUGGAAUUGCUCUAGAAAUUCAAGAAAAAAUUGCCGAGGGAAUUCCAAGAAAUACCAAAUGAUCUCAUUCUAAGCUGAUGCACUGAUGCAAUUUCUAAAAAAAAUGCUUUGGAAAUUCUGAACUAAUUUUCUUAAAAAAAAUAAGAAUAAAUUUUCGAUGAAAUUUUUCAAAGAAAUUGGCAUGUAAGCUUCCACAGAAAUUAUUUGAGCAGUUUACAAAGGAAUUGUCACAGAAGUUUCAAAUUAAUUGCCAAUUUGAAACUAUUUGAAGAAAUUUCCAAACACAAUGUCGGAGAAAUUCCAAAGAAAUUGCUGGAAGAGAUCCAGAAGACUUGUCGAUUGAAUUCCCAAUUUCGUAAGCCAUUGUCGGUUAUAUAUCCAAAGGCUUUACUGAGGUAUUUCUAAAGACAUUGGCAAAGAAGUUUCCAAAGGAUCGAAGCAGUUUAUCAAAAAAUUUUGAAGAAUUUAUGUUAAUAAUAUUGAAAAAUUAUGAUCUUUCUUUUAAAUCCAAAACCCGACUCGAUCUUUUGAAUGCUGGAAUCAAUCUGCUUUAUUCAAAAAAACCUUUCAUUACAAUUCGACUUAAAAUCUACACAAAGUCUUAACUCUACACAACAUUAAUUCUAGGGGAGGAGCUUGGAUUUACUUCAGGAUUGGCAAUAGCCAAUCCUCAUCGAACAAGCUAACUUGGGUUCGGUAAACGAACCACCAACACAUGUGACAUGUGUCUUUACUACGAUUUUGAUGAUUCUCCAUAACACAAUGUAGGUCAGGCAUAUACCAACUGCCUACAGUGUAAUGGACUGUAAUCUGAGCCUUUGUUUUGAACUGUUCGAAAAGCGUACGUGUUUAAGCAACAUGUGCAAUCAAUAAAUUUGAAUGAGGUUAACUGUGAAAUUUGGAUGAGCUUGCACUUGCGUGUUUCGACAGUCACAAGUGUCUUAUUGCAAUUUAUGACUUGGCAUAUGGAAUGUUCUUGUGAGGUCUGUUUCCUUUUGCUAGAAGGGAACUUAAACUUAAGCCGUUAAUGAUGUUAUGAGAAAGAUGAGUUUCUUAGCGCGGAUACAUGUCUCAUGUAGAAAUGAUAUUUUUAAGAAAUAUGAUAUUGGAAUGCUACAAUAUAUUAAAUGAACUCCGAUCUACAAAAUUUUUAGGCAGUCGUGAAAAAAUUGCCACAGAAGUUACAAAGUUAUUACCUACAGGAUUUUCAAAAGAAUUGCCGAUAUUUUUUUGCAGAAAUUUGCAAACACUUUUUCGAAGAAAUUGCUGAAGGGGAUUAAAGAAAUUCCCAAUGUUUUUGCUGCUUGUAUUUUUAAAGGCAUUACUGAAGUAUUUCCUAAAAGAAUUGUAAAAGAAACUCUCUACUUUACUGCAAAUUGCUACGAAAAUGCGAGAAAAUUUUAAAGGUAAUUGGCAAAGAAAAACUCAAUCGAAUCAAGUUUUUAAAGUUUAAGAAAAGAAAAACAAAAAGUUGCUUAACUAAAAUCAAUUUUCAAAUUUUUUACAUUAAUUAAGAAAUUUGGUAGAAGUCAUUGAUUUGAAAAUAUUGCUAAUCUGAAUAGAAUUGGAUGAGAUGUAAGAAGUUGAAAAACCUAUACCCAUACUGUUAUGGUAAUUAGUGUAAGUGAUUUAUACCAUGGCAGUGGAAAUGUAAAUAAAUUCCUCAUAGCUAUCCUAAGUACAAUAGCAUUCUCAAUAUAUUGACAUUUUUUUUGACACUUUCUGGGAAUGCUGCUGGUCAAGCUCCUGGAUGAGUGUUUUUUUCCUAUUUCUGAAAUUUUCGGCAACAUUGACAUUUCUGACAUUAUCUCUUUUUAAUAGAAAAUAAAAAUAAAAAAAAAAUCAGAAGAAUUUUUCUCAGAAUCAGGGAUAACAUAUACAUACACAGAUUUAUUUGUAUUAGAUUGCGUUAUGUAUGAAAUUCAGAGGUUUUUUUUUUUUAAUUUUUUGUAUGGGAUUCGGAUUUUUUUCAUACGGAUUUUGUGUGGGAUACUGAUUAUAUAGUGAUCAUUUCAGACAGUAUCAUACAGAUUUAACAAAAAAAUAAACAUCUGACAACCCUGGUCGGAGCCUACAAAGAGGUUCUGGGGAUUUUCCAGGAGGUAUUUUCAUAUUUUUUCUUCAAAACUGAUUUUGGUAAAUAGUGAUGUUCUGAAUAGUACUUUUAAGUUCCAUCUCCGACAAAUUCCGAAUAUUUUAAAUAUUAUAAUCAAACGUCAUGAAUAAACGGCCAAAUAUAGUGCUUUAUGCUUCUAAUCAGUAUUUCACAAAAAAUUCUAAUUUUCGUAAAAUAUUUUUUUCAAGAAUCUUACAAUAUUCUUCAAAUUUUUGAUUAACCGAAUUUUAACAAUAAUUUUUAAGAGCGACUUGUAGACGCAACCUUAAGUUUUCUAAAAAAAAGUUCCGGUAGGGUUUUUAAACAAGUUUUGAGAUCCACGUUGAAAAUUGUUUAUGUUUGUUUAACGAAACUAGAGCAUAAUCACAGUUCACACUAACAUCAACUUGACCCCAAUUCCACCACCCAAAAACAAGAACCUCAUUCACGCACAUACACGUUCACACACACAGCAGACAAAAGUUCGCCCGAAGGAAACCCGUGUUGAUCUUAUCUCUCGCGAUGCGAGCUAAUCAUCUACUAAAAACUGAGUUAAGCAAAUCAGAAUUGUUUGUGAUGUUAUUUUUUACUGCUAUACAUUUAGUUUUUUUUAUAUAAGAGUCCAGUUUUGUGCGCGUCUUUAUUUCCUGUUUAUCGAUGGACUAUUAUUUGAAAUAUUAUUUGAUGUAGGAUGAUAGUAAUUAUUAUUAUUAUUAAUAUUAUUUUGCUAGUUGGUAAGUUCGUAGUAUUCGACGACCGUAAAAAAACACAAAAUCAUAAACAAUUAUCAGACUCAAGCUAAAUUUCGACAUUGAAAACUGGAACGCGCGACAAGCAAAACGAAACACACGUACACAAACACACUAUUACUUACCUCAAGUUCACGAAAACGUGCAUCCCCUCACUCACACAGGUGCAAACUCACGCGUCACGCCGCUGUUUGUUUUUGUUUCCCAUUUGGUGUCUCCCGCAUUCGUUUUUUUUUUCAUCGCGAUCCAACGUUGCUUAUUUUUGUGUAGAUUCUUCCCAACUGUGGUAACCAUGGAUACAAAUGCAAGCAUUUCCGGCCAGCCUAAAACAGAAACCGUUAACCGUACUGUUGCAAAUUCAAGAUAAUUUGCUUUCCUUUGAAUGCUUUUUCAGCUAGGUGAAUGGAGGAAAGAUAAAAAAUGAGAAUCUUUUAAAUGAUUGGUGUAGUUUUGGAAAGGAAAAGAAGAAUCGGAUAAUUGUGUAAUCCAAUUAGUGGUGUUUUAACGAUACUUUAAGAAACGAAAAAACGGAACAACAGUUCGGAUCGAUGAUAGGAAAUAUGAAAAAAUCGUAAAGCAGAAACCAUAGUAGGAAAACCAAAAGAAAAAAAAGUUGUUAAUGAUGAGAUUUACAAAGAAAAGGAAGAAAACAGAAAAAUAUCUCAACCGAUAGAGGACAACAAAACGUAAACCAGAAUAAACCAAUAGAUGUAAAUGUGUAUACACGGACACUGAAACACUCACACAGACACCUAUUAUGUAUUAACACAGGGAAGCAAAACUGGAUUGAAUUUCUAUACAAAAAAAAAAUAAAACAAACAAAAAACGGGGUGUACCGGGGGACAGAAUGCGCGUUGCGAUCGAACACGGAACAGAAAUGCAAAACAAACAAAUUCAUAUUCUUCCUGUGGGUGCGAGAAACAAACAGAAGCAAAAACUUUGUUAGAGAAACGAUUGAAACCAAGGGAGAGAGGGAGAUUAGAAACGGCGAUGUUUGUAAAGGUGAGAGAGAGUAAUAUGGGUUUAAAUGAAAAAAAAAAUGGAGAAAGACUUUUUACUGUGACAAAUAAUAUUUAAAACGAGAUGCAGAAACAAAACAAAUGAAACAGAAGUAAACAAGAGAAACUGAUAAGAUACACUUAUAGACAAAAAAAAACACAGAGAUAUAUUUGUAAUAAAAAAGAGAGAAGAAAAGGACAAAAAAGCACAAAAACCAAGCCGUAACCACUCACACUGGCGAUUGGGAUGGGUGCUUGUGCGUGUGGUUGAGACGCGAGUUUAUUGUUUUCUCAAAUUGAGGCUAACGUCUGAGUGCAAUGAUCCCCUGUAUAUUGACUGAUCUCAUGAAAAUCAAUCUCAUCACUACAUUUUCCAUCAAUCAAAGAAUUCAAUUUGAUUUGAGAGAGUAUCGUUUUUUUUCCUUUUUGUAUUUUACUCAAACCCUGUCACAUCGACCUUGAUACUCCUAUAUUUUCUAUGUACUAUUUAUUUUAUCCUAUUUUUCAUCGACCACACGAACACAAAUAGAGAAGAGGUGAUAUCGUACCCAUCAAAGUAGAGAAUCAGUGAGUGGUUUGCGGAGAAAUUAUUGUAAACGAAAAAAAAUCAUAAAAAGUGAGAAAAAGCCUUUCAAAAAAAUUACAAAACUACGAAACUGGACACACAAAAUGAUUGUAUCCGACCAAAAACACUAAUAAAAGACAGAAAAAUUUUAUGUUUCAUAA